CCCAGCACUGUCCCGCACCAUUCUCCAGUCUCCCCACGGCCGCACGGACCCGCAUCCAACACCUGCGAGUCAUCCUCGACCCGAAGCACACGACCUUCACUGCCUCGAUUCCCACAGCGCCACGACUGCGUGCAGUACCGCCUAGACCAACCUUACAAGUCGGAAUUGCCUUCAAAGCAGCCAAGAUGCCCUCUGCUGCUGCCCAGAACCCGCCUGUCCAGGCUCCCAAGAAGAAGAAGGGUCCCGCCGCCCAGCUCCGCAACGAGUCGCCUGCCCCGUCAGCCACCUCUGCUACUGACCGGGCUGCCUCGAACGCUGGCGACGGUGAAGAGUCCAAGAACCCUCACGUUCUUGAGCUGCAAAAAAACAUUCGCAACAUCAACAAGAAGAUUGCCAAUGCCUCGAAGACCGACGCCUUGAUAGACCAGCACAAGGACAAGUCCCUUGACGAGCUUGUUGAGGCCAAGAUCAUCAACAACGACCAGAAGGCGCAACGUCUUAAGAAGCCACAGCUCGAGUCUCAGCUCGCCGGCUUGGAAGACCAGCUUGCCCAGUACCUCAAGCUCGACGAGGAAUACCGGACACGCGGUUCUGCCGACCUCGCCAACCUCGAGAAGUCCUUGACUGCAAAGCACGACCAGGAGAAGGCGGAUGCCAUUGCUCAGCUCAAGGAGCAGCAUGCGAGCGAUGCCACAAAGACGCAGCGCACCGGUCUGCUCCUGCUCUCCCAGUUCCUUCGCCUUGCCGCCGCGCGGCGCUCGGAAGAUGCCGACCCUACACAAGAUGAGAACAUGGCUUUGGAGGGUGUCCUGCUCAAUGUGUAUUCUGGUGACGAUACCGCCGUCUCUACGAUGCUCAAGCUCAUUGAGGGAUCCGGCGAUAAGACCCAGAGCGUGAACGGUGAUGAGCUCCAGACUACCUUUGCCCAAGUGAAGGAGGCUGCUCUCGCUCAGGCUAAGCUCUACGCCGCUGAUGCCGCCCCGGAAGUGUCUGACGUACCUGUCGAAUCUACCCAACACGUUGAGACCGACCCGACUGUUGCCCACGCUGGCUUGACCGAGAUCGACGCAACCGGCGCCGUACAGUCCAUCAGCACCCAGGCUGACAACAAGUCUGGCGUGCCUGCCAAUGCUGGCGUAACGGAUGACGCCGCCAACGCUGCCGCGGAGUCGCAGUGGGACGCCAACAACGACCUCAGCACCUCCCAGGAUGAGUGGGUGCAGGUGCCUCGCGACCCUGCUGAGACGGAGACGGGCCUAACUGCCACACCCGCCGCUGCGAGCAACGUGCAGUCUUGGGCGGACGACCAGCCCGAAGCUGUCGCCGAGACUGCUACUCCAGCCGAUUCGGGCGAUGGCUUCCACCAGGUCCAGCGCAACCGUCCUCGGGGCAACGACCGUGACAACCGUGGCCGUGGCGGCGGUCGCGGACGUGGUGGCCGCGGUGGCCGCGGUGGCUUCGGCGAAGGUCGUGGCCGCGGCGGCCGUGGUCGUGGGGGACCUGGUGGACCCGGCGGUCCCCGUGGUGGUAGACGCAACGAGGAGUCCUAGGAGACUCGCCGAGUCCCAGUGUUAACCGGCUUCGACGACACGUUCGGUUCGGUAGCCGAGGCCAUUGCAGACUUGACGGUUGAGCUCAACCGUGCAAUCAGAAAGUCGAGAUACUGAGAGAGGGGG
Molecule: messenger RNA, 1676 nt
Organism: Microdochium trichocladiopsis
Lineage: Eukaryota; Fungi; Ascomycota; Sordariomycetes; Xylariales; Microdochiaceae
Exons: 5
Coding region: 186-1550 (454 amino acids)
Source: RefSeq, a predicted model, not a curated record